UAACGUUAUCUAUGGGUUGUUACAUCACUUCAUCGAAUUCGGAAUUUGAGAUUUAAUUUUCCGAUUGUAUUUUAGGUUUUCUACUGUACAGUUCCAUUUUCAAAGGCUCAUAAAAAUCAAAAUGAGCGCCUGGAGACAAGUAGGACUUAAUUACAUAAACUACUCCAACAUUGCUGCAAAAGUUUUGCGGCGAGCUUUAAAACCAGAAUUACGAACAGAGGCAUUACGACGAGAUGACUCUCACGUUCGUAUCACACCGUGGGCUAACGGCAAGCCAGCACAUGAAAAGGACUAGUUAAUUGUAAGCUAGGUGACUUCACAGAUUUAAAAAAACAAGCUGCCAAGUAGGUGAUUACAAUAUCUGAAAAUUCAAGAAAAUCAAGCAUGAAUUAUUUAAUUGUAUAAUAGUCUUACUGUAAUAAACAUAUACUAAAAUAA
Messenger RNA from Nymphalis io (European peacock), 438 nucleotides. RefSeq names its product protein stunted-like (gene sun). NCBI's taxonomy places the organism in Eukaryota, Metazoa, Arthropoda, Insecta, Lepidoptera, Nymphalidae. Gene Ontology annotation, biological process: proton motive force-driven mitochondrial ATP synthesis. The record is from RefSeq and is a predicted model, not a curated record. The transcript is spliced from 4 exons. Gene Ontology annotation, cellular component: mitochondrial inner membrane. Bases 122 to 295 code for a protein of 57 amino acids. Gene Ontology annotation, molecular function: proton-transporting ATP synthase activity, rotational mechanism.